UGGCUGAGUGUAGUUGCGAAGGAAUUUCUCAAGCCUGAUGUUGCAAUGCGGAUAGUCAUGGAUAGCACGAGCUCGGACCAUAGUCCGCCUCUCAGUGAGAACGCUGGCAGCUCCUGGGCUAAUUGGGAAAAUGAAUUAAGCUCUGUGUCAGGACUAAACUUAGGAAGCAACAGUGAGCUAAAUGGACUUGUAGAAGACAAAGAAAUUGCUGCACGAGCUGUGGCCUUUGUUGUGAACAGCACUCGCAAAGGAAUCGUCCCACUAUGUGCCGACGUGGCCAACCUACUCCAUGCCAAGAGACGGUUAGAGAAGAAAGUAUUUAUGAUGAAACGUGAGAACGAAGCCCUGCGAUCAUCUGCGUCCAUAAGCUUUAGAACAAGCCAUUCCACAAGCCCCACUCAGCCAGCUUUCUCUGCCUAUACUGACAAGUCUCUGCUGCAUGACCAGUGUGGUCACACACAGGAGCGGUCGCGGCCAUGUUCUCGAUGCAGCCAGUGCUCCAGCACGCUCAGCAACUCCCCCAAACUGGAGCAGACGUACAGCUUCAAGGGCCACCUCCACUCCCCCUCUACACACAGAGAGAGUCGACGCCGAGGGUCACCACGUGUCGGGCAUCGGCCAGUCAACGGAAUCAUGACACAGGCAUUGAUCCACAGUCCACCAGAGGGAGUGGCCACAGACUCCAGUGAUUCCAAUAUUCCGUCGGAUAGGAAAAACUCUCUUCCAGAAAUCAUUUCUGAGCCUGAGGAUGGUAUCAAGAAGAUCAGUCCGAAGGCAUCUAAAGAAUCCCAGUGCUCGUUGCUACAAAACACUGACUCUACCAUUGAAGAACAGUUCAUUGAAACAGUGAAGCUCAAUUCAUUAUCAGCAGAAUUACUUUGCAGAAGAACUUGGCAAGCUUUUAAACUUAUUUGGAAUAGGCCCAUAUACAAGAAGAAUCAAUGUGUGUGGUGGCAGGUGUUGAUGAUGUCUGUGUUGUUACAGAUGAACCAUCUGGCCCGAGAGUGUGUGAACACGUUUGUCCAGGACGAGGAUGGGGAGGGAAGUCAGUCGUCCAGCUCACUGGAGGAGAAGUCCUUCACAGACUACGUGCUACAGACAGUGGGAGGACAGCGCAGCAACUACGUGCUCAAUGGAUUAAGUAAACCACGAAUUCAUCGGAAGAUUGCUUUGACCAGCUUGAUGUUCCCGGAGCCUCUGUUUGGCUGCAAGUGUACAGCGUGUGAGGAAGCGAUGGGAGGGGAGGACAACACUGCCUUGUCCCACAGUCUCAGUGAGCACCUGCAGAAGUUCCCCAUCAGUGGGCGUGUCCAGGUGCAGCUAGAUGACCAUGUGGUCAUCAAGGGUGACCGUACAGGAUACAUCCGCUAUGUUGGACAUCUGGACAAAAUCGGACAACCCAACAUGAUAUUUGUAGGCUUGGAACUUGAUGCUCCUGUGGGUCGGCAUGAUGGCUCUUUAGAUGGGAAACGUUAUUUUUAUUGUCGGAAGGAUCAUGGAAUAUUUCUGCCGCUCCAUGACAUUGUCUGUCAUGUACAUGGGAAGAAACACGAGUCACAGGAUAUGGAUGAGAGGAUCAAGAAAUCACACCAUGCCCCUCCGACAUCGUCUCCCCUCCCACGCAGCCGGAUACGAGCCUUGGCUCGGCGGAAACUGGAGAAGAAGGAACUGGCGUCCUUCUUUAAUAAGGACAACAAUAGGAAACAAAAUUCAGAUGAUGUCUUGUGAUCGUGGCUUCUGCAAUUGUACAGAGAAUGGCUGUCUGUCAUCAUCGAUCCACCUCAUCGUCUGCUGCCCUCACGGACACAAGUCAUAAAACAUGGGGAGGGCACAACAAUAAGUUACUUGUCAGAUUCUUGUCUUUUUCUGUCAAUGUCAGGAUGAUUGUGUGUUUUUUGUGUCUUAAUAUUGUGAUGACAUCACAAGUUUGUUAACAACAACUAAAUACAUGACAUUUCUGAUCAACAAGUCACUAGUUAGUUGUGGUCUCCCUUCAAUCUCUUUUUUAAGUUCUAAUGUGACUAAAGGCAACAUGUACUUUCACUCAUCAUCUGCUUGAAGAACCUGAUCUUGUUGUCUCUUCUAAACUGAUUGCUGACCAACAGUGUGUGGACAGCGAGAACCUGGGACUGGAUGACACAACCAGACGAUUCCUGUUGGAAAGUUUUGAAAACGAGUGGGAGAACUAUUUCGGCAGCUUCACUACCCCUACUUGUACUCUACUGCCUGUGUCUGGCCUGUGUGUCCACCAUUAGAGGUUUUUAGUUAGCCUGUCUCGGAAAAGUGUAGCUGAAUAUUUUUCAUAUGAUUUUGCAAGCUGCAGUUCUGAGCUUUGACUGCUCAUUCAAGUUACCUGAAGCUAUAUCAGUAUGAAUGUUGAUAAAUAUGAGCUAUGUUGGCAUGUAUGUAAGAAAUGGUUUGUACGUCUGUGAUAAGGAAAUUGCUAGUUCAUUGUGGAGGGCCAGGGUGUUGCCUGCAACAAACAGGACCCAAACAGCAGUGUCUUCACUGGACUGCAGUGACCUGGAGAAACACCUUGUGGGCUUGGUGCAUGGACUACAGCGACAUGGAGAAACUUGGUGCAUGGACUACAGUGACCUGGAAAAAGAUGUUGUGAAUUUGGUGUAUGGACUUGAGUGACCUGGAGAAACACCUUGUGGGCUUGGUGCAUGGACUAUAGUGACAUGGAGAAACUUGGUGCAUGGACUACAGUGACCUGGAGAAAGAUGUUGUGAAUUUGGUGCAUGGACUACAGUGACCUGGAGAAUGAUGUGAAUUUGGUGCAUGGUCAACGAUAACCUGGAGAAACAUCUUGUGGGCUUGGUGCAUGGACUACAGUGACCUGGAGAAACAUCUUGUGGGCUUGGUGCAUGGACUACAGUGACCUGGAGAAACAUCUUGUGGGCUUGGUGCAUGGACUACAGUGACCUGGAGAAACAUCUUGUGGGCUUGGUGCAUGGACUACAGUGACCUGGAGAAAGGUCUUGUGGGCUUGGUGCAUGGACUACAGUGACCUGGAGAAACAUCUUGUGG
This is a messenger RNA of Haliotis rubra (blacklip abalone), 3033 nucleotides long. RefSeq lists its product as uncharacterized. Gene Ontology annotation, cellular component: cytoplasm; nucleus; microtubule plus-end. Gene Ontology annotation, biological process: cytoplasmic microtubule organization. Bases 46 to 1728 code for a protein of 560 amino acids. NCBI's taxonomy places the organism in Eukaryota, Metazoa, Mollusca, Gastropoda, Lepetellida, Haliotidae. The record is from RefSeq and is a predicted model, not a curated record. The transcript has 12 exons. Gene Ontology annotation, molecular function: microtubule plus-end binding.